Messenger RNA from Callithrix jacchus (white-tufted-ear marmoset), 2375 nucleotides. The record is from RefSeq and is a predicted model, not a curated record. Lineage: Eukaryota; Metazoa; Chordata; Mammalia; Primates; Cebidae.
AGAUUAAAAAUGACCAAGAAGAAGACCAAGGCCCACCAUGCCCCAGGCUCAGCAUGGAGCUGGUGGAAGCAGAAGACCCUGAAGUCUUCCGGUACUCACUGGAUGUAUUGUAUUCAACUUAUGCAGCUUAUCCUGAGUUUUAUUUCACAUGCCAGGCUUACACAUAUGUUAUUUUUUAUUUGUGGAAGAGUGUGUUCGCUUGUCUUUGGACAUGGACAGUAGGUUUCUUACUACGACGGUGACAAGACUCCUCCCCCUGGUCUCCCGGGUAGGGGUCAUAUUUCCACACUAAGACAGCGUGUCACGUGGGACUCUGCCGGUGCAGAGUAUGAACACCACCAUGUUCUUGCUGAAACACUUAGCCUGAGUUUCAUAGCCUGAGGUAAUCUCCAGACAACUUCAGAAUGUAGAGCAGUGAGCAGCACAAGUGACCUUUCUCCUUCAGAAAGCCCAUGUCACCACAAAUCACACAACCAAAAGGAGAAGAGACAUUUUGGGUUGAAAAAGAGUAAAAAGAUAAUGUAGCUACAUUUCUUUAGUUCUUUUGAACCCAAAGUGUCUCCUCACCUUUUGUUGUUGUCAUUGAUGGUGGUGACAUGGGCUUGUUUGUAGAGGACAGGUCAGCUGUCUGACUCAAAGCUCUACCCUCUGAAGUUGUCUGAAAAUGUCCUCAUGAUUAAAUUCAGCCUAAGUGUUUUUCUGGGAACACUGCAGGGUCAAUGCUACCUCACCCAUCUGCAGGCAGAGAAGGUCCCGUGUGUCUCCCACCAUGAUUGUGAUACCAGGACUGUUCCACCAUUUGUCUACCAUCAUGAUCCUGAUACCAGGACUCUUCCACCAUUUGUGUUCCACCAUGAUCGUGAUACCAGGACUGUUCCACCAUUUGUCUACCGCCAUGAUCGUGAUAUUAGGACUGUUCCACCAUUUGUUUACCACCAUGUUCGUGGUACCAGGACGGUUCCACCAUUUGUCUACAACCAUGAUUGUGAUACCAGGACUAUUCCACCAUUUGUCUACCACCAUGCUCGUGGUACCAGGACUGUUCCACCAUUUGUCUAUAACCAUGAUUGUGAUACCAGGAAACCACCAUUAGUCUAUUACCAUGAUCGUGAUACCAGGACUGUUCCACCAUUUGUCUACCGCCAUGAUCGUGAUAUUAGGACUGUUCCACCAUUUGUUUACCACCAUGUUCGUGGUACCAGGACGGUUCCACCAUUUGUCUACAACCAUGAUUGUGAUACCAGGACUAUUCCACCAUUUGUCUACCACCAUGCUCGUGGUACCAGGACUGUUCUACCAUUUGUCUACCACCAUGAUUGUGAUACCAGGACUGUUGCACCAUUUGUCUACCACCAUGAUUGGGGUGCCAAGACUGUGUUACCUUUUAUCUACCAUUAUGAUUGUCAUACCAGGACUCUUCCACCAUUUGUCUAUCACCAUGAUCGUGAUACCAAAACUCUUCCACCAUUUGUCUACCAUCAUGAUCGUGAUACCAGGACCGUUUCACUAUUUGUCUAUCACCAUUAUCGUGAUGCCAGAUCUGUACCUUUCAGAGACAGCUUAUUUAUACCAAAGUAAUUGGAAAAAUGGUUUUUAAAAGUAUUAAUAUGCUGUGUUCAAAUGACCAUCCCCUAAACAUUUUCUUCAUUAAUCAUCCCUGGUGGUGUCCAUUAUUAUAUUUAUAUCUCUCUACUGGAAAUUUUCAAUUUUUCCUGUAUCUUUGCUUUUCCUAGUUGUCUGUUGUUGGAAAAAAAAUUUCCUGCCUGCAUUUUAAUUUUUGCCAAAGUUAAUUUUAAUCUAUACUAUUAAAAUGUUUUCUCUUAAGACUGUCAGCACAUAAGGCCACAGCAAAAGAGAGAAUUCACUGAUUUUGAAGCCUUUUUGAUUUGUUGCUGACAAGAGACGUAGUUUUCUUAGCUGCUAAUAACUAUUUGAGCAGCCAGGAAAGGUCUAUCAGACUAAGGACAUGAAAAGCCCAGGCCAUUCUCUUUGAGUUUUUUAAACUAUUUCAAAAGAGAAGAGAAUAGGUAGAUUCCACAUAUGUGGACAGGAAGGAGAAUACACUAAAAGCAACAGACAAUUAUUUCCCAAAACAGAAUAGAAAACUAGAUUUAAAUAAACAUACACCAUUAAAAUUUAUUAAACAUUUUCUCAUGUCUCUAAACUUACCUGUUAUAUGAAAGUCAGUUCUUAAUAUUCCACACUGCAUUGACUGUUGACAUUCAUAAGAACAUAUUUCCAGUUUAUUAUUUGAAAAUGCAAAUGGACUGUAAUUUUUUUUGCAGUAAUCUUUUUAAGAUUGAAGAUUUUAUUCAAAAUAAAACCAGAGAUUUUAAAGAUUGAAAAUGACAUUAAAAUGUAUCUUCUCAAAAUAA